AUGUCUUCGCCUCAAAAUCAAGACUUAGUAUUCCACAAUGAUGGUUCUUUAACCUCGGAUUCAGUUUUAAACUCUCUGGAUUCAUAUUUAUCGAUCAUCUCCCAUACCCAAGGGACUUCUCCUGCAUGGCUCUUGAACUCAUUGAUAGAGAAUGCUCUCAUUGGAACUGCUUCAUUGGUCAAUACUGAUCUCAAGAAAACUAUUAAAAGGUCUCAUGUGUACGUGAUAUCAUUUUUGCAUCUGGAGGACUUUUUCAUUAGCAACUGUAAAAGAAAUGGAUUGGACCUUUCUCUGGUUCCAAACUUCACCUUUAUAGAUUGUUUCACUAAUUUGUUUUCUGAUAUAUCAACCCCACAAAAUGCCAGUGAACAAGUUAAAAAGUUAUUUGACCUGAAAAUUUUACCUCAAAUCAAGCAAGACCAAAAGAACGUAAUUCUUGUUGAAUUCCCAGAGUUUCUUCUUUCCAGUACAAGCAUCACUAGUAAUGAAUUAUUGGGACAUCUUUCUAAAGUUAAUAAGGCAUGCCAACAAAUGUACACAGUAGUAUCCCAAGAUUCACAAGUGGUUGACUUAUCUGCAUCUAAUCCAUUGGACCCGGUCUACAAGACUACCGAUUUCUUGGUUAAACUUUAUCAUAGAUCUUUUAUAAACAUCAAUUUGAAACCUUUGCCCACUGGUAGAGCAAAAGAUAUUACAGGAUGUUUAACAAUCUCUAGAGGAACUCAUCCUUACAAUGUUGGUUCUUUGGUGGUAACAGAAAGAGAAUAUAUUUAUCUUGUAACAAAGGAAGGAAGUGUUAAACUUUUCUUUAGAUAG
Molecule: messenger RNA, 816 nt
Organism: [Candida] anglica
Lineage: Eukaryota; Fungi; Ascomycota; Pichiomycetes; Serinales; Debaryomycetaceae
Source: the annotation of a GenBank genome assembly